AAGGUUAUAAGAAAGGUUUUGGAAUAUUUUGCUUUUGCUGCCAAAGUGAGGUCAGCCCUUCUCAGUUUGAAGCACAUGUGGGUUGGGCUUCUUGUCGCAAGCCGUGAGUGUUCUUUUGAUAUUUUUGGGAGGGGCCAUGGUUUCAGCAAAUCAGUAUUUGGCGCUCAGACAGUUAUACUGUGUGACCAGGUAUUUCGUUGAUAUACUAGUUUUUAAGUUUACUAAUCAACAUUGACAUUACAGGUGACACCUUCCCUCUUGGUUGUGCUUUCGACGAAUCGAUUGUUCAUCACAAGUACUUCGGGUACAAUCUGGAUUCAAAAAAUUCUACUUACAGCACCAAGAAUCGAAUUUACUCAGAAGGUUGUGGACUAGAUAAUGUAAUGAUAUCAUGGGGGCAUGACGAUUACAUGUAUUUGGUGGCUAAGGAACAUGGAACGACUUUGCCUCCAGCUGCAUUGUUCAUCAUCCGAUACCACUCUUUUUAUCCAUUACACAAGUCAUGAGCAUACACACAUUUGAUGAAUGUGGAUGAUGUUGAGAAUUUGAAGUGGCUGAAAAUUUUCAACAAAUAUGACCUCUAUAGUAAGAGCAAAGUGUACAUUGAUGUUGAGAAGGUCAAGCCAUACUAUCUUUCUCUUAUUGAGAAGUAUUUCCUAGCCAAGCUGAGAUGGUGAACAUUCUAAAUUGAAGACAUUGAUUUGAGAAAUCACAGAUUUUAUUUUAUUUUUCUUUUUGUGAUUGAUUCAUGAACUUGUAUAAAACACAACAGAGAUUUGUGAGUUCUUUGUAAAUCCUCUGAUGUGUUCUAGAAAUGUUCUAUCAAUAAACAAUUUAAAUGCAUUUGGCGGGAUGUAAUUUCAUUCAUUUGGCAUUUGUUUCUUUUAAUUUCUACUGGAUUGUUGAUGA
This is a messenger RNA of Camellia sinensis, 909 nucleotides long. The record is from RefSeq and is a predicted model, not a curated record. NCBI's taxonomy places the organism in Eukaryota, Viridiplantae, Streptophyta, Magnoliopsida, Ericales, Theaceae.